Dimorphilus gyrociliatus is the source of this 2219-nucleotide messenger RNA. Lineage: Eukaryota; Metazoa; Annelida; Polychaeta; Dinophilidae. The record is from the annotation of a GenBank genome assembly.
AGAUCUCAUAUUGGUGCUAGAGGUAGACAGGUGUAUUACUAUGCCCAUUACGGUGAAAAUUUUGACUAACUAACGGUUAUUUUUAAUACUAAAGAUGGAGAAUACGAAACUACAAGGACCCUAUGAGAAUAAGGACAAUAUGAAAAUUACUGUAGAAAAUUGCCCCGGAUACGAAUCUCAGGAUUGGAGGAAAAUUUGCCGACAUUGUCAACAACAUCUUCGACUUCAUCAAACUUAUGAGAUUAUUCCUCCGUGUCAUCAUUCUGACGACGAUUCGGGUUGCGCUGUCGAAGAGUACGCAUGGGUACCGGCUGGAUUAAAUCUUACGCAAAUUCAAAAGUAUAUGAGUUGUUUACCGGACGAUAAAAUACCUUAUGUUAAUAGCGUCGGUGAAAAGUAUAGGAUUAAACAACUUCUCUUUCAACUUCCCCCUCACGAUAAUGAAGUUCGAUACUGCCACGAAUUGGGUGAAGAUGAAAAAAGAGAACUACGCCAAUUUAGCUCAAGAAGGAAAAAAGAGGCUCUAGGGAGAGGCAACGUUCAAACGGUUGUCAGUGGAACUUGCCAUAAAUGUCGGCGACCUUUUACCCCAGGGGAUUCGGCUGUUGUAACAUCAAGAGCCGGACCAAACGCCCUGUGGCAUCCCGCUUGUUUUACGUGUAGCGUAUGCGGCGAAUUACUGGUUGAUCUCAUCUACUUUUGGCGUGGAUCUUUAUAUUGCGGUCGUCAUCACGCCGAAACUUUAAAACCACGUUGCGCAGCAUGCGACGAGAUAAUUUUUGCUGACGAAUGUACCGAAGCAGAAGGUCGGAGUUGGCAUAUGAGACAUUUUUGCUGUCAUGAUUGCGAUAAAUGUCUCGGCGGAGAGCGUUAUCUAAUGAAAGAUGGAACGCCUUAUUGCUGCUCCUGUUUUCAGAUAAAAUUCUCGGAUCACUGCGAAACCUGCCGAUGUCCAAUUGCUAUAGAACAAGGUCACAUGAAAUACGGAACAUUCCAUUGGCACGCUACGCCCGAAUGUUUCCGAUGUAAAAGCUGCAAAUGUUCCCUUUUGGGGAAGCCUUUUGUCGGACGCGCUGAUGGCAUUUACUGCUCUUCCUCUUGUUCUGCACCGAUAAGGGCUGAGGACUAUUUUAUUAUAAGUCAGGAAAAUGCUAUGCAACAUUCCGUAUCGGAAAUGCGUCUAAAAAGAACGUCUAGUCUAGGACGAUCGGAUUUUAUGCAAAUUUCCAGACUUUCUUCAAUGCCUGAUUUGUCGGAGAGAAAAACUGUAAAAUUUGAUGUGCCCGAACCCGACGAUUGUUCAUCCUGCUCUUCAUCCGAAAGUGAAUUUGACUAUUCUGCCUACAGGCCAAAAAUAUCAUACGUGCAAUCUGAAUCUUUUACACAAAGACCUACGAAGAAGAAAAAACAUAGAAAAUGUAUUGUAUCAUAGGAUUAGUUAAUUAAUUAAAAAGAAAUUAUUAUGGUUAUUUUUUUUUUUUAAUUAAUUAACUAAUCAAGAAUUUUUUUUAAUUUUACUAUUUUUUUUAAAAAUCUGAAAUCUUUAUUAAACAAAUUCUUUUCUCUGCGCGGAAAAACAAAGACAAAUUAAGGAAAAAAUUCACAAAAUAUAAAGAAAAAUCCCAGAAAACGUUGAACGUUUUUAUACUUUUUUUGUAAAUAUUUUAAUCUUUUUCUGUUCAAAAACUUGAACAAAAUGAAAUGAGAGCGAGCGAGAGAGAGAGAGAGAGAGAGGAAGGAAGGGAAGGAGGGGCAGGGAAGGAAAGCUAAAUGAAUGCAGAUAUAUUUUGUUAGAUUUUAUUCUUUAAAAGAACAAAGAAAAGGAAAUGUGUUUUUUUUUAUAUAUUUUCUAUUUUAUUUCAUAUUUUUUUAAUAUUUUGAUUUUGGCUUAAAAAUCAAAGAAAAAAACCGAAAAAAAAUAUAAUCCAAAGAGUAAAAAGUAACGCCUUCUCUUAAUUUUAUUGUCAAUCUAUUUGUUUUUCAUUUUACUUAAUCAUUACAUUAGAAUGGAAAGAUUAGAGAAUAAAGGGGAAGGGAGGCGUGGAGGAGGAAAACAUGUUGAAUAAAGAUGAAGAUAUUGUGUCAUAUUUGAAAGAAAACUUGUGAGAAUAAAGAAACUUGCUCUAAUAUAUGUAUAUACAGUUUAUAUAUAUAUGUUCUGAAAUAUCUGAAUUUUUUUAUCCUAAUUGUAACAUAAAACAUAGAAAAAAUAAAAGAGA